AUGGUUCUGCUCUUAUGGACACAAUCAAAAGAUGGCAUUGUGGCCCUUGCUGACGGGAGAAUGGACUCACCAGGUCAUUCUGCAACCAUGCAAGCAGCCGAGACCAGUUCAUGGACAUUUGGCGAGAUCGUGCUGAACCGCAGAUGGCUGAAGGAUGUGGAGAAGUUCCUCACAUUUCGGACCACCUCACAGCUGGAAUCAUUCCAAAACCAUAUUCUGAUAAUCUCCAGCCGCUGGAAUCGAGACUGA
Knipowitschia caucasica is the source of this 249-nucleotide messenger RNA. The record is from the annotation of a GenBank genome assembly. NCBI's taxonomy places the organism in Eukaryota, Metazoa, Chordata, Actinopteri, Gobiiformes, Gobiidae.